Nelumbo nucifera (sacred lotus) is the source of this 411-nucleotide messenger RNA. RefSeq names its product auxin-induced protein 10A5-like. Gene Ontology annotation, biological process: response to auxin. NCBI's taxonomy places the organism in Eukaryota, Viridiplantae, Streptophyta, Magnoliopsida, Proteales, Nelumbonaceae. The record is from RefSeq and is a predicted model, not a curated record.
AUGGCUAAAUUGAGAAAGGCUGUGAGAGAUAAGAAAGCAAGAAUGUUAAGCUUCAGGUUUAUCAUGGAGAAGCUACAAAGGAGUCUCUGGCUAGCCUCAAGGUUAGCUUUCAACAACGACGAUGAGACAGGCGAGGUUGCUGAUGUUCCUGAAGAUGUCAAGGAAGGACAGUUCGUGGUGUUUGCCAUCGACGAAGGGAAUCUGACGAGGUUCAUUGUUGAAUUGGGAUAUCUGAAUCACCCCGAGUUCUUGAAGCUGUUAGAGCAGGCAGAGGAGGAAUUUGGGUUUGAACAGAAAGGUGCCCUAGCAGUUCCUUGUCAUCCAGAUGAUCUUCGGCGAAUCCUGGGAAGCAAAAGGAGGGAGGGGAAUGACGGCAUGGAUUGGAGUUCCUGUAAUAAGGCCACUGAUUGA